CUUAGAAAGAAUUUGUACAAGUGCAUAAGCAUCGGGCAGCGAGUACGAUGUAUUGGACAUGGACCCGCAAGAAGGAAUCGUAGAUUGUGAUGGCACCCAUCUGGAAAUACCUGCAGAUGUAAAGAAAAGUGAUGGAAGCGAAUGAGAAUCUUGCAAUCUUCAGAGCCAAUAGCAAGGAUGCGAGCACAAUCACUGCGACGAUUACUCAGGACGCGAGCACCGUUACCGAGUCUGCGAACACCGUAUUCUCCACGCCUACUCAAGACGCGAACACCGUAUUCUCCACGCUUACUCAAGACGCGAACACCGUAUUCUCCACGCUUACUCAAGGCGCGAGCACCGAGUCUGCGAGCACCAUUAUCUCGACGCUUACUUUAAGACGCGAGCACACUCACCUUGACGCUGACCCAGGAUGCGAGCACAAUCACUUCGACGCUGACCCAGGAUGCGAGCACGGUCACUUCACUGUCACUGCUGCUGAUGGGGCUAAGACGUUGAUGGCAUUCGUUACUUCGAUUUCUACACUUACUCAGGAUGCGAGCACCAUCACAUCGACGCUCACUCAAGAUGCGAGCACCAUUACCCAGGCAGCGAGCCACCAUCACGUCGGUGCUUGACGCGAGCACUAUCACACCGACGCUGACCCAGGAUGUGAAAAGAGCUCUUCCCGGGGAUAACGUUAGAGCUACAAGAAGCAGACAGGCC
This is a messenger RNA of Neohortaea acidophila, 705 nucleotides long. RefSeq lists its product as uncharacterized. The record is from RefSeq and is a predicted model, not a curated record. The coding region runs from base 132 to 617 and encodes 161 amino acids. NCBI's taxonomy places the organism in Eukaryota, Fungi, Ascomycota, Dothideomycetes, Mycosphaerellales, Teratosphaeriaceae. The transcript has a single exon.